Messenger RNA from Aphidius gifuensis, 686 nucleotides. Its product is annotated as cysteine dioxygenase type 1. Lineage: Eukaryota; Metazoa; Arthropoda; Insecta; Hymenoptera; Braconidae. Gene Ontology annotation, molecular function: ferrous iron binding; cysteine dioxygenase activity. The record is from RefSeq and is a predicted model, not a curated record. The coding region runs from base 8 to 679 and encodes 223 amino acids. Gene Ontology annotation, biological process: L-cysteine catabolic process. The transcript is spliced from 4 exons.
GUUAAUAAUGGAAAUUUACAAUUGUGAAGCACGUAAUUAUAGUAAAAUAAUAAAUAAAAAAGUUGUGCAUGAUAAAAGAUUAACACUUGUUGAACUUAUUGAAAAACUUCAUGAUGCAUUUAAUGUUGAUGUUGUUGAUAUUGAUUAUGUACAAGAUUUAAUGUCAAUGUACAAAAGUAAUCCACAAGAUUGGAAAAAAUAUGCUAAAUUUGAUCGACAUAGAUACACAAGAAAUUUGGUUGAUGAAGGAAAUGGUCGUUUUAAUUUGAUGGUGUUAUGUUGGGGAGAAGGUCAUGGUUCUGGAAUUCAUGAUCAUGCCAAUGCUCAUUGUGUUAUGAAAAUACUUCAAGGUGAACUUUGUGAGACAAGGUACGAAUGGCCAACUGAAAAUUUAGCAACAUCAACAGAGGACAAAGCACUAUGUGAAAUUGAAAAAAAUAAUUUGAAUUUAAAUGAUGUUUGUUAUAUGAAUGAUUCAAUGGGCCUUCAUCGUGUUGAAAAUCCAAGUGUUGUUAAUCCAGCAGUAUCAUUGCAUCUUUAUUCACCACCAUUUUCAUCGUGUUCUGUAUUUAAUAAACAAACUGGUCAGAGAAUUAGUUGCAAGGUCACAUUCUGGUCCAAAUAUGGUGAACGUAGAAAUCGGGAAAUACAAGACAGCAGGUUACCCGAGGACAAUUAAAUAUUUU